Molecule: messenger RNA, 2083 nt
Organism: Chelmon rostratus (copperband butterflyfish)
Lineage: Eukaryota; Metazoa; Chordata; Actinopteri; Chaetodontiformes; Chaetodontidae
Product: zinc finger protein 271-like
Exons: 2
Coding region: 281-1432 (383 amino acids)
Biological process (GO): regulation of transcription by RNA polymerase II
Molecular function (GO): RNA polymerase II cis-regulatory region sequence-specific DNA binding; DNA-binding transcription factor activity, RNA polymerase II-specific
Source: RefSeq, a predicted model, not a curated record
UGGGUGGUAAUGUUUCGUGCACACAAUGCACACGUUUAUCGUGAUAUUUAUUUGCCAAACCAUUUUUGGUCUCGUUUAUCGUGUGGAAAAGCCACAUUUCUAGAUGCUAAAGGGAGUCCCGGUCUGCCAUGCCCUGAGGCAGGAAUCCCAACCCAGCAUCGAGUAUCUGUACAAGCGUGAACAUUGUAAACAAUGAGCGUUUUCAUCUGGAUCACUAUCAGAUAAUCUGGGAUUCAUCAAAGACCGCGACAGUAUUUGACGGGAUCACGUUGGGGUCAAGAUGUCCAAAAUUGAGCGUCUGAAUGCCCGAGUGGAAAAGCUGCUGUCGAAAGCUGUGCAGGAGGUUCUGGAGGUGGUGAAAGAGACUGUGUCAGAGUACCAGGAGAAAACUGCCAGAACACAGAGAGAGAACCAGAGUCUGAAGAGGAGGCUACAGGAGCUCCAGGAUAAGUUCAAACUGGAAAGCAAUGGUGAGACAAUACUGAAAUGUUGUCCAGAAAUGUUAAAACGUCUUAAUAAAAAAUGUCCUUUUUUUGUGCUUCGUCACCUUUGUUGUUGUGCAGGAAUUGUUUCCCCAGAUGCAGAGCUGCAUCUCACGGAGCAGAGACAGAAACAAGAGCUGGAAGAGGACAUUGAACUCAUCCCCUCUAACAAGGACACUGCAGCAAUUUGUCCCUCUUAUUCAUUUGAAGACCUUGACUGUGACGCAUCCAUCUCAUCAUUAGCCAGCCCCUGUCUCUCCCCUAGAGCUACAUCGGCAGCACAUUUAGGUGGCGAUAACUUGAACAAUCCAAGAACUCUUAAGACGGAGACUGAUGAUGGAUUGUCGGCACCAAUUUUAAAUCAUACUGUCACUGCAGUCCCAAGCACUGAAAAUGAUCAGAAAAUGAAAGUAGAGCAUACAUCAGAUGAAGAUGCCAUGCACACCACAAAUUAUUUUUAUGAUAAUGUCGGUACAAGGGCUACACCCUUACACAGACCACACCUAGAACUUCGUCAGGUGAAUCCAGGACUCUACAAUGAGUCCGGAGUUGUCUUCAGUCUCGACCAAAAUAGCAUAGAAGAGCCAUUGUCUCGAAGAUGCGGCAGUACAAACACUGUUGGUGCAGAAAAACAACACGCCAGUCAAGCAAACACAAAAGCGGGCGAUUCAGGCUCGAGAGCGUUCCAGAGAAAUGUCCGGAAGCACUACUGCUGCUCGCUCUGUGGUCGCACCUUCAGACACGCAGGCGACUACAAGAAGCACAACAGGGUACACACGGGGGAGAAGCCGUACUGCUGCUCUGUGUGCGGCAAACGGUUCAGCCAGUCGGGCUACCUGACGGUGCACCUGCGCUACCACACGGGAGAGAAGCCGUUUGGCUGCAGUCACUGUGGCAAAAGUUUUAGUCACUCAAGUAACAUGAAGAAACACCAGCAAACUCACCUGUGAGGCUGCUGGUGUGGUUCAGCUGAUAGAGCCAGAUGUCACUGAGCUAACAGAAAUAGUCACCAAAUUUAAAGGACCAGCGUGUAGGAUUUAGUGGCAUCUAGUGGUGAGGUUGCAGACUGCAGCCAACUGAAUACUCCUCCCCUCACCCUCCCCUACGUUGGCUGCUAAAAACAGCACAACUUUCACACUGAUGUAUCUGAAAAUGCUAGAAAUAGAAAUAAGUCACCCUCUGUGAGCAUUCAUGUGGAGGUCAGCUGAGUGUGUCGCAAUGUAGAAGAUGAUGUAACUUCAAGAGUGGAAAAGUAAUGGUGCCUUCUUUUAUCAAAACAGGAAGCCCGUGUCAUCUUUCAAGUAUGAAGCACAGUCGAAUGAUCCCCUCUGUUCCUGCUGUACUGUCGUUUGUCAGAUGUUUAGAGAUUUGUUUACUGUGGUACUCAAUGCAGAAGUUCUUGUGUGGACCUCCGCCAUUUCAAAAUCAAAUAAACGUAUUUGAUACUUCUUUACGGUGGAGUGGUCUGCCUGCAUGAUCCCUUCACAGUGAUCCUGUCUGAAUCACCACAGCUAAAGUAAGCAAAGCAUUGAGAAAACUGCAGCCUGCUUGAUGAAACUUCGCAGUGUGAGUCAGGGAAUUGCAAAGUACUGAACCCAUGA